AUGGACACCGCCGAGCCUGCAAUCGGCGCUGCCGCAGACCUCUCGGGAGCAACGCCGCAGAGCAAGCUCGCCCACACCAACCCCCUGGCCAAGAAGCUCGCCCAGGUCCUCACGAUCUCGCUUGAGGAUCAACAAACUCAAAAUGCGCUCGAGGCACUCUCGGAGUUCUAUGUGUCUAGCAAGGGCACAUCCAAGCGAAGCUUCAGGGCAGAUGUCGAGCGCAGAGUCAUCUUGAUGAACAACCGGUUCCUCGACUCGCUCAAUGGCAUCAACCAGGUCCGUGUUUGCUGUCCGAGAUGA
Polychytrium aggregatum is the source of this 300-nucleotide messenger RNA. RefSeq lists its product as uncharacterized. Gene Ontology annotation, biological process: intra-Golgi vesicle-mediated transport. Gene Ontology annotation, cellular component: COG complex. Lineage: Eukaryota; Fungi; Chytridiomycota; Chytridiomycetes; Polychytriales. The transcript is spliced from 2 exons. The coding region runs from base 1 to 300 and encodes 99 amino acids. The record is from RefSeq and is a predicted model, not a curated record.